Messenger RNA from Hylaeus anthracinus, 2954 nucleotides. RefSeq names its product YTH domain-containing family protein 3-like (gene Ythdf). Gene Ontology annotation, molecular function: mRNA binding; N6-methyladenosine-containing RNA reader activity. Gene Ontology annotation, cellular component: cytoplasm. The coding region runs from base 349 to 2298 and encodes 649 amino acids. Gene Ontology annotation, biological process: mRNA destabilization. The transcript has 4 exons. The record is from RefSeq and is a predicted model, not a curated record. Lineage: Eukaryota; Metazoa; Arthropoda; Insecta; Hymenoptera; Colletidae.
AUCGGCGCGAAGGUUAGACAAUCUGUUAAUACAUACGAGAGGUCAGUGCACGUCACGCAGUUAUUAUUCGGAGUUGAGAAUUUCGUGCGAAUUUAUCAAUCCCGUAGUGUAACAGGAAAGAUUUCCUGAGACUCUCUCGCGGCAAGACAUUGCGAGAAAAUACGCGGAGGUCUCAGGUUUAGCGGAUUCGAAGUUAAGGACUUCUCCUCGGAAGAAGUGUUUUCGCGUACUCGAAGUGGUAUAACGCUGUUGUAUGUAAUCGUGGUAUCGCAUUUGAAAACUUUAUUUUAUUAAGACACAGGCGUCUAUUUGGCGUCUGUGAAGGGCAGACAGAGUGUGUGACAGGUUAUGUCAACUGGAUUGGCAGGUGCUGUUUCAAAUCAGCGGAUGAAAGGACAAACCAAUAAUCAAGUGAGCAAUGGUCCUAAAGAACACCAGCAGCAACCACAGACAGAACAUGCUGGCGGAGAAGAUACUGGAUUUGAUUCAUGGAGAGGAGGCAACAAUACGCAUCAUUCAAGUUAUCCAAUUGGUACUGGAGACCCGUAUAGUCCUUACUAUGCAGGUACUUCAUUCCCUUAUCAAACAUUCGGUGCCGGGGAUGGUACAUGGUCGAAUGGAACAGAUCCCGUUGCAUUUCUAUCUGGAUACGGAGGUCAAAUAGGUCACGAUGCAUACGGCAUGGAUGGAAUGUUCUCCGCUAGCGCGGGAGGUGGUUUUAGUACAUUUGGUCAACCUGCUUUCAACUAUUUUCACGGAAACGGUGAUUUUAGUGCUUGGGGCACUCCGAGAAAGACGCGUUACGAAGAUUAUUACCAGGCACCACGUGGAAAUGAGAAUUAUCCAACGCCUAGUAAUACCGAAAUUAAGACUAUCGAACAGAGCGUGCAAGGCUUAUCUCUCGGAAGCGGAGAAGUCCCACGACAGGAUCAACAAACUACAUCUAAUCAAUCUAUAAAACCAGAGGCAAAGGAACCUAGAAAAAUAACAUGGGCCAGUGUUGCGAGUCAACCCGCCAAACCUGUUCCUCCUCUUUCAUCUUCCCAGGGAAUGAAAAAGAAGGCUGGAAUGCCACCACCCCCCAUUGUGCCAGGAAAGCAUAAUAUGGAUAUUGGAACAUGGGGCGAAGGUAAAUCUUCUGUGCCUCCUCCGACAGCACCACCGCCGCCACAAGUGCAACCUCCUGUUCCGCCACCUCCGCCGUUGGUUCAAAGACAAAGACCUCCUCCUCCUCCUCCGUGUUGGAACAGACAGCCUACAACACCUCCGUCGCCUCCGCAGUCGCAAAUUCACAUGCCACCGCAACAGCAGCACCAACACCAGCCACAACAACAACAACACCAGCAGCAACAGCAACAUCAACAACAUCAACAUCAACACCCACAUCCGCAUCAGCACCCACAUCAACACCAACAUCAGCAUUCACACCCACAUCAGCAUCAACAUCAACAUCCACACCCCCAUCAACAUCAACAUCAGCAUCCCCAGCAACAGCAGCAACAACAGCAACAGCAGCAGCAGCAACAGCAACAACAGUUGCAACAACAACAGCAGAUCACGCAAACACAACAAUCGCAUCCCGUAUUGGACGAACUAAAAGUGAAGAAUGAUUAUAACCCUGUAGAUUUCGAUCAAACCGCUCCAGGAGCUAGGUUUUUUGUAAUCAAAUCUUAUUCGGAAGAUGAUAUUCAUAGGUCCAUCAAAUACGAAAUUUGGUGUAGUACCGAGCAUGGUAAUAAAAGAUUGGAUCAAGCGUACAGAGAAGCCAGUCGCGAAGGUGCACCGUUAUACUUGUUUUUUUCCGUGAACGGAUCUGGUCAUUUUUGCGGUAUGGCGCAGAUGGUGUCAUCCGUCGAUUAUCAAAGUAAUAGCUCCGUUUGGUCCCAAGAUAAAUGGAAAGGUCAAUUUCGUGUACGUUGGAUUUAUGUAAAGGAUGUUCCUAAUGUACAACUUCGUCACAUUAAACUAGAAAACAAUGAGAAUAAACCAGUAACUAAUUCGAGGGAUGCACAGGAAGUCCCCCACGCAAAAGGAGUGACAGUGUUGCGUAUAUUGCAUACUUAUCGGCAUUCUACUAGUAUCUUCGACGACUUUGGACAUUACGAACGUAAGCAAGCGGAGGAAGAUCAGCGUAAAGCACCAGUAAAUGUUAUACAGCAUCAUCAUUCUUCCAAUCACAGAAAUAGAGGACACGCGGAUUUACCAAGAGGGGAACAUCAUCUUCAACCACAUUUGCAUCAUCAACGCAAAGAUCGAGAUGGUGGUCGCGGCAAAGGCAGAGGAGGUUCGCGUCAGUAGCGAUGGAUACAACAAAAAUUUAAUACUAUUCAUGAUAGUAAUCAACGUAAAGGAAGCACGCUACGACUAAUUAUCGUCUUACUACUUACCUUUGCUUUCUUGGAUACACAAAGGGCUUCUAAUUCCUGUGACAGAACUCUCAUCAUUGAGACUAUCUCCUUCUGUUAAAUAAUCAACUUGUAUGAUAAUUAGCGUCGCGUCGACAUCAUAAAUAUUAUCUACUCAUAACCACUAUGAAGAGGAACGUAAUUCAAUUUCACGGGAUAUUGAGUAAACUUGCUGACAGUUAAGCAUAUAGUGUGGUGUUGCGUGCUAUUCGUCGAAAAGGUGUUUCUUAAAACGUACAAAUUAAAAAUGAAAGAAAAAAAACGAGAUAUGGAAGAAGAAAAAACUGUAAUAUGUGGACUAACCCUUGUAAAAUGCUUAAACUUUUGUUGAUAAUGAAAAAAUCUAUGCGAGAACAAUAUUGUAAGCAAGUGUCAUUUAAAUCAAUUACCAUUUUAAACUUUGAUGGACAUAUAACCUGGUGCCUGUGGCUGAAAGGACUCACCUUUCUUUGUUAAAAAGGUGCAAGGGCUUAUUACGACAUUUUAAGUUUAUUUGUAACAAUUAUGCUUGAUGAUUAGAUAAUAAUAGAAAUUAUUGUCAACCGAUUA